Otolemur garnettii (small-eared galago) is the source of this 2631-nucleotide messenger RNA. It is a transcript of the gene NLN, whose product is annotated as neurolysin. Gene Ontology annotation, molecular function: metalloendopeptidase activity. The transcript has 14 exons. The coding region runs from base 155 to 2200 and encodes 681 amino acids. Lineage: Eukaryota; Metazoa; Chordata; Mammalia; Primates; Galagidae. Gene Ontology annotation, cellular component: mitochondrial intermembrane space. The record is from RefSeq and is a predicted model, not a curated record. Gene Ontology annotation, biological process: proteolysis; peptide metabolic process.
CGCCGGCCUCUCGGCGCUCCCAUGCUCGCCCGGUGCCUUUCGGCGGUUCGAGGCUUCCACAGAGAAGACACCCAGCAACCUUAUUCGUGAGUGGAAAUGAGAAAAGACACCGGUGGGAGGGCCCAGAGUUGGUGGUUCUAGGAUUUUGCUGAGAAUGACAUUAGGAAGAGAAGAGAUGUCUCCUCUUCAGGCGAUGUCUUCCUAUACUGCAGCUGGCAGAAAUCUUUUAAGAUGGGAUCUUUCACCAGAGCAGAUUAAAACAAGAACUGAGGAACUCAUUGUGCAGACCAAACAGGUGUACGAUGCCGUCGGAAUGCUCGAUAUCGAGGAAGUAACUUAUGAAAACUGCUUGCAAGCAUUGGCAGAUAUAGAAGUGAAGUAUAUAGUGGAAAGAACCAUGCUAGACUUUCCUCAGCAUGUCUCCUCUGACAAAGAAGUACGAGCUGCAAGCACAGAAGCAGACAAAAGACUUUCUCGUUUUGAUAUUGAGAUGAGCAUGAGAGGAGACAUAUUUCAGAGAAUUGUUCGUUUACAGGAAACCUGUGAUCUAGGGAAGAUAAAACCUGAAGCCAGACGAUACUUGGAAAAGUCAGUUAAAAUGGGGAAAAGGAAUGGGCUCCACCUUCCAGAACAAGUACAGAAUGAAAUCAAAUCGAUGAAGAAAAGAAUGAGUGAACUGUGUAUUGACUUUAACAAAAACCUCAAUGAGGAUGAUACCUUCCUUGUAUUUUCAAAGACUGAACUUGGUGCUCUUCCUGAUGAUUUCAUUGAUAGUUUAGAAAAGACAGAUGAGGACAAGUAUAAAAUUACCUUAAAAUAUCCACAUUAUUUUCCUGUCAUGAAGAAAUGUUGUGUCCCUGAAACCAGAAGAAGGAUGGAAAUGGCUUUUAAUACAAGGUGCAAAGAGGAAAAUACCGUCAUUCUGCAGCAGUUGCUCCCACUGAGAGCCAAAGUAGCCAAACUACUUGGCUAUAACACACAUGCUGACUUUGUCCUUGAAAUGAACACUGCAAAGAGCACAAGCCGCGUGACAGCCUUCCUCGACGAUUUAAGCCAGAAAUUAAAACCCUUGGGUGAUGCAGAACGAGAGUUUAUUUUGAAUUUGAAGAAAAAUGAAUGUGAAGAGAGAGGUUUUGAAUAUGAUGGUAAAAUCAAUGCCUGGGAUCUGCAUUACUACAUGACUCGGACAGAAGAACUCAAGUACUCUGUAGACCAAGAGUUUCUCAAGGAAUAUUUCCCAAUUGAGGUAGUCACUGAAGGCUUGCUGAACACCUACCAAGAAUUGUUGGGACUUUCAUUUGAGCAAGUGGCAGAUGCUCACGUUUGGAAUAAAAGUGUUACACUUUACACCGUGAAGGAUAAAACGACAGGAGAAGUAUUGGGACAGUUCUACUUGGACCUCUACCCAAGGGAAGGAAAAUAUAAUCACGCUGCCUGCUUUGGUCUCCAGCCUGGCUGUCUUCUCCCUGAUGGAAGCCGGAUGAUGUCUGUGGCUGCCCUUGUGGUGAACUUCUCACAGCCAGCCGCGGGUCGUCCCUCUCUCCUGAGACAUGACGAAGUGAGGACUUACUUCCAUGAAUUUGGUCACGUCAUGCAUCAGAUCUGCGCACAGACUGAUUUCGCACGAUUUAGUGGAACCAAUGUGGAAACUGACUUUGUGGAGGUACCAUCGCAAAUGCUGGAAAAUUGGGUGUGGGACAUUGAUUCCCUCCGAAGAUUGUCAAAGCAUUAUAAAGACGGAAGCCCUAUUACAGAUGAUCUGCUUGAAAAACUUGUUGCUUCUAGACUGGUCAACACAGGUCUUCUGACCCUACGCCAGAUUGUUUUGAGCAAAGUUGAUCAGUCUCUUCAUACCAACACGUUGCUGGAUGCGGCAAGUGAAUAUGCCAAGUACUGCUCAGAAAUUUUAGGUGUUGCAGCCACUCCAGGCACAAAUAUGCCAGCUACUUUUGGACAUUUGGCAGGGGGAUAUGAUGGCCAAUAUUAUGGAUAUCUUUGGAGUGAAGUAUUUUCCAUGGACAUGUUUUAUAGCUGUUUUAAAAAAGAAGGGAUAAUGAAUCCAGAGGUUGGAAUGAAAUACAGAAACCUAAUCCUGAAACCUGGGGGAUCUCUGGACGGCAUGGACAUGCUCCAGAAUUUCUUGAAACGUGAGCCAAACCAGAAAGCAUUCCUAAUGAGUCGAGGCCUGCAUGCUUCGUAAACUGGGGAUCUUUGGUAGCAGUCCAUGUCUGGAGGACAAGUCGACAUUGCUGUGUGUUACUGGCCUGGAAACUGAAGGGAGUUUUGCAAGUGAAAAUUUAGAUUUUUAUUGACUUUUGUUUUGUAAUUUUAAGAAUUAUAAAGAUGUAAAUGAAAUUAUAAAUAUUGUGACCUAAGAAAAAACCCACUAGAAAGUAGUUGUACCAUAGAAUUUCAUAAGAAUGGAUUUGAUUUCUUUUUAUAAAAGUUUCAUAUGAAUCUAAUUUGAUUUUUUUACUAUAAUUAUCUAAAUAAUAUAAUGUGAGAGGGCCAAGGAUUUUUAAAUUGAAUCAUAUACAUGACAUUAUUUGAUCCUCUUGUAUCUUGAUGUUUUGUACUUGGGAUUUCUGGACCGAUAAAUGAAUCAUCACAUUCCUCUGAUAAAUAUUUUCU